AUGAGCGGUUACGAACAUUCCAGCGCUGGUUCGCAUUACAACUACGAUACAUUCGAAGACUUUUGUUAUGAACCGUCGAAUGGUGCACAUCCAAUGUAUGGGUACUCGCAGAAUCAGCUCAACAGUCCCAUCGAUUACGAGCAAAGUCCUGUCGAGAACUUCGAACAGGAUUCCCGACAAUGGCCAACCACGAAUGCUAUGCGCCAACGAUCCGGAUCAUCGCAACACCUCUCAGCUUCAAGCUUUUCAUCAGUACCUUCCAGCUAUCGGUCGUCAAAUAACAGCACCUUUUCCCACACACCACUAAGAGACUCGAUGUCUUCGUCUGUAUCCGGAUACUCGCACACCUCCAGCAUGUCGAGACACCAACACUUUCUGAUGGCCGAGCAUCUAUUGUGUCAUGCGCCUAUUCAAGUGGCUUCGCAAGUCGUGAGUGCGCUCGAAAAGCCCCGUUCACGGCCUGUCAAGGGAAAGGAAAGCAAGAGACCUGCUGCGCCAGAGAGGGACUAUUUCAAAACAUGCGUCUCAGCGACCAAGCAAUCCCGCACAUGCAGCAAAAAGCACAAAUACUUCUGCACCAGUUGCGAAAGACCUUUUGUCGAGAAAGCGGAUUGGAAGCGUCAUGAGGAGACCUACCAAGAGCGUCCUGAGAUGUUCAAGUGCGACCUAUGCCCUGCUAUCUAUUUCUUGGAAAAGGACUUUACGAAACACCAUAAGGAAUCCCAUCGAUGCACCUCGUGCGCCGACACCACAACACGCAGCAAGAAGGCUCACGCAAUUUCUGCGAAACGAAGGCGCAUGACCAGGACUGGCUGGGGAUGUGGCUUCUGCUGUCAUUUUAGUACCGAUUGGACAGAGAGAUGCGAUCAUGUCGCGCGUCACAUGGAGAAGGAAGGACUGACAAACGUGAAUUGGUACCACAGCAAGGUCAUAUACUCUCUGCUUCACCGACCAAUCAUAUAUCACCAGUGGGUGCGGCUGCUUCGUACGCAACCCGGCCUCACGAAUUAUGCUUGGAACCAGCACUCGACUGGACGCGUUGAGGGCUAUCCUGAAAGCAACCCGAUCCCUCAACUCCAAGAUUAUCUCGAGUACUUCACGCCGGAGCAAGACGCAGCGGCACUGGUACGCUUGGCAUACAGCAAGCUGGUGAAGUCUUCUUCAUCCCCUCGAACAUCCGCACCACCGCCUGUCCCACCCAAGGAUUAUCUCGACACCUCGUUGCAAGGCUGGACUGACGAGAUGGAUUGUUGGGCGCCGCUCACCACUUCCGUUAUCGAAGACGAUAUUCUGCCUACGGGUAUGUGCCGUCUUGAUGGGUGGUAUGGAAAUUAA
Messenger RNA from Alternaria burnsii, 1335 nucleotides. RefSeq lists its product as uncharacterized. The record is from RefSeq and is a predicted model, not a curated record. The coding region runs from base 1 to 1335 and encodes 444 amino acids. The transcript is spliced from 2 exons. Lineage: Eukaryota; Fungi; Ascomycota; Dothideomycetes; Pleosporales; Pleosporaceae.